Messenger RNA from Ilex paraguariensis (yerba mate), 2652 nucleotides. NCBI's taxonomy places the organism in Eukaryota, Viridiplantae, Streptophyta, Magnoliopsida, Aquifoliales, Aquifoliaceae. The record is from the annotation of a GenBank genome assembly.
AUGGCUCAGUUGGUUGGUCCAGACGACAUAGAGUCACUGAGAAUAGAGCUCUCGGAGAUAGGAAGAAGUAUCAGAUCAUCAUUUCGACGCCACACCUCGAGUUUCCGAAGCGUUUCGGGUUUGAGUUCUACACAGAACGAUCAUGAGGUUGAUGAUGAAUAUCUCUCACAGUGGGCUGCGGUGGAGAGAUUGCCGACUUUGGAGCGGUUGAGAUCGUCUUUGUUUGAUGAAAAUGAAGGAGGAAAAAGGGUGGUUGAUGUCACCAAGCUUGAUGCUGUUGAACGUCAUAUGUUCAUUGACAAACUCAUCAAACACAUUGAGAAUGACAACCUUCUUUUGUUGCAGAAAUUCAGAAAAAGAUUAGACAAAGUUGGUGUAAAGUUGCCCACUGUGGAGGUGAGAUAUCAAAAUCUGCGUGUAGAAGCAGAGUGCGAGGUAGUUUAUGGCAAGCCCCUCCCAACGCUAUGGAAUUCUCUCAAAAGUAUGUUUUUUGACUGUGCCAAGCUUCCUGGUUUAAAGCCACAAGAGACCAAAAUAAGCAUCCUUAAUGAUGCAAGUGGUAUCGUUAAGCCUGGAAGAAUGACCUUACUGCUUGGUCCUCCAGGGUGUGGAAAAACUACCUUAUUGAAAGCACUUUCAGGAAAUCUAAGCAAAUCUCUCGAGGUUACAGGGGACAUUUCUUACAAUGGAUACAAACUGGAAGAGUUUGUGCCUCAGAAAACUUCUGCUUAUAUAAGCCAGAAUGACCUGCACAUUCCUGAGAUGACUGUGAGGGAAACAAUUGAUUUUUCGGCACGCUGUCAGGGUGUUGGGAGCCGAGCAGAUAUUAUGACCGAGGUUAGCAGGAGGGAAAAGGAGGCAGGAAUUGUUCCAGAUCCAGACUUAGAUACUUAUAUGAAGAUUCUUGGACUUGAUGUCUGUGCUGACACACUGGUUGGGGAUGCAAUGAGAAGAGGUAUCUCUGGCGGUCAAAAGAAACGAUUGACUACAGGUAAUUUGAGCUCUAAGUUGCACAGAUUUGCAGAUAUUGCAGCUCUCCCGUUGUACAGGGAGAUGAUUGUUGGUCCCACAAAAGCUAUGUUUAUGGAUGAAAUAUCAAAUGGUUUAGACAGCUCAACCACAUAUCAGAUUGUUGCAUGCCUUCAACAACUGGCACAUAUCACAGAUGCUACUAUACUUGUGUCACUUCUUCAGCCAGCACCGGAAACCUUUGAUCUCUUUGAUGAAAUUAUCUUGAUGGCAGAAGGGAAGAUUGUGUAUCAUGGACCCAGAAAUAUUGUCUUGGAUUUUUUUGAGAGUUGUGGGUUUAGGUGUCCCGACAGGAAAGGGGUGGCUGACUUCCUUCAGGAGGUUAUCUCUAGAAAAGAUCAAGCACAGUACUGGCACGAAACUGAACAAGGCUACAGAUAUGUUUCUACUGAUAUGUUAUCUAGGAAAUUUAAGGAGUCCGCUAUUGGGAAGAAGCUAGACGAGGAGCUCUCUGAGCCAUUCAUGAAGUCCCAGAGUGAUAAAAAUGCUAUUUCUUUUAGUGUUUAUUCUCUUUCUAAAUGGGCACUCUUUCGCGCUUGCAUGUCAAGGGAGUUGCUUCUCAUGAGGAGGAAUUCUUUUCUUGUGAUAAUUGCGUGUAUCACGAUGACUGUAUUCUUACGAACUAGGAUGGAGGUUGAUGUUGUCCAUGGAAAUUAUUAUCUGGGUGCGCUGUUCUAUUCCAUCACCAUUCUUCUAGUUGAUGGAUUUCCAGAGUUGGCCAUGACUGUUUCGAGACUUGCAGUUUUCUAUAAACAGAGAGAGUUGUCCUUUUACCCAGCUUGGGCAUAUGCAAUUCCAGCUUCCAUUCUUAAGGUUCCUAUUUCAUUGCUGGAAGCUCUAGUUUGGACUUCUCUAACUUAUUAUGUUAUCGGGUACAGUCCUGAGCCGGGGAGGUUUUUUUGCCAGCUAAUGUUAUUUUUUGCUGUGCACUUGGCAUCAUUAUCCAUGUUUCGUUUCUUGGCAUCAGUUUGCCGAACUGUGGUUGCUUCUACGAGUGCGGGGAUACGUGUGUUGCAGAGAAUGGAGGUGCAUAAGGAGGGAGUGUGGUGGGUUCUAAUAGAUGAUGAGUCUACUUUGGGUAAGGUUUGGUCGGUGGUGGUUGAAGUGGAAGUUUACUACAAAACCAUAAUGUAUAAGGAGGCAAUCUGCACUCGUCCCAAAGAACAAGGGUCUUCUAUAAUUACUCCUUAUGCUUCUAUGCCAGUUUGGUUGGAGUGGGGAUCUUGGGUUUCUCCACUGACAUAUGGUGAAAUAGGACUUGCUGUAAAUGAAUUUCUUGCUCCACGAUGGCAAAAGGGUCCAACUAGGCCUUUGGUAUCUGUUGGAGGUGACCCAUGGCUGUUUGUGGAGUUUGAAAGAUUUUUCUUGGUCUGGUGGAGUUUUGGUGGAAUUCGGCAGAUUGGACAGUGUUUUUUCUGGCUUUUUUUGUCUUCGACAGUGGUGUUUUCUAGCCUCUGGAUAUUCAGUAGCGGUGUUUUGGGCUUGGUGGAGUUUUUGUGUUAUGGGGUUAAUACUGAUAGUGUAUUCCCUUUUGUUGGACAGCUCAUUAUGGCUCUUUCAAUGGCAAAUGUGAAUGGUAGUAAUGGUGGUCAUUCUGGCCGUGGUCAUCAAGUGUUGGGAUAA